UACAGUUUCCCUUCUCUAAUGUUGUUCUAGUACACUCUAAUUACGCUCUACCGGAGGUUAACGUGCAAGCCUGCUGGGUGUGCGAAAACAUUUGUGUGCGAUUUUACGUAGUUUAGCCUGCAGUCCAUUGAUACUGACGGCAGCUGGUGCUGUUCCAUCGCUGCACGAGAAUGGGCAUCAACUUCGACGGCCCGACCGACGAGGGGCCGGGCUUUGUGGGCAUCAAGUUCUGUCAGGAGUGCAACAACAUGCUCUACCCGAAGGAGGACAAGGAGAACCGCGUCUUGCUGUACGCGUGCCGCAACUGUGAUUACCAGCAGGAGGCUGACAACAACUGCAUCUAUGUGAACAAGAUCACCCACGAAGUCGAGAUGAAAUGCGGCUGUACUAUGUGUGCACAAACACAAACUGCACUCAUCGGUGGACUGAGUGAAACACCCCGAGAAGCUUGCCCAUCUUUUCCGACCAGUGUGUCAUGCUAUAUUGACUUUGUACAUGAGCAUCACGAAAUAAAGUAUAUAUAUAUAUAUAUAUAUAUAUAUAUAUGUUUUCAAUUGUAUAAUUUAUGCCUUGCCUCUUUUCUCGUGGUCAUAUUCAAAGGCCUAAUUAGUGGCGAAAAUAGCCUUUUCAUAACCGAUCAUUGUACAAUUUUACGUAGGCAGAGAUGCACUGCCCUAAUUAGAAGUUGAUGAAAGUGUAGCAUAAAAAAAAAUGGGGGAACCUGAAAUUGCUUUGAAGCGUGCCAUUCGCAAAAAAAAAAAAAAAAUCACCGAUGAUUACGAUACUCUCUCUUGCGAAAUUUGAGCACAGCUGUAUAUGUGUGUUUAUUUCCCAAUAUACUGAGGCAUUGCACCAAUCACCACACCGGCUGGCAGAACCACGACGCCCGGCACUAUAUAUAUAGACCAACUACACAGUUGCCGCUUCCUGGCAACUGUAGCUUCAUCAUCAGCCUGGUUAUGCCCACUGCAGGGCAUAACUCCAGGGCAUACUUCUCCAACUACCCCACUCAUGUACACGAGACGUUCAUUUGAGG
Messenger RNA from Dermacentor andersoni, 1036 nucleotides. RefSeq names its product RNA polymerase II subunit RpII15 (gene Polr2I). The record is from RefSeq and is a predicted model, not a curated record. Gene Ontology annotation, cellular component: RNA polymerase II, core complex. Gene Ontology annotation, molecular function: zinc ion binding; DNA-directed RNA polymerase activity; nucleic acid binding. Gene Ontology annotation, biological process: DNA-templated transcription; transcription initiation at RNA polymerase II promoter; maintenance of transcriptional fidelity during transcription elongation by RNA polymerase II. Lineage: Eukaryota; Metazoa; Arthropoda; Arachnida; Ixodida; Ixodidae.